Messenger RNA from Phragmites australis (common reed), 795 nucleotides. RefSeq lists its product as uncharacterized. The coding region runs from base 1 to 795 and encodes 264 amino acids. The record is from RefSeq and is a predicted model, not a curated record. Lineage: Eukaryota; Viridiplantae; Streptophyta; Magnoliopsida; Poales; Poaceae. Gene Ontology annotation, biological process: proteolysis. The transcript has a single exon. Gene Ontology annotation, molecular function: aspartic-type endopeptidase activity.
AUGGCCAUUUCAGAAGCUGCAGUCAUUGGCAAAGAAACCUAUCGCACUUUGAAGCUUCAGGGUAAUAUCCAAGGCACUGAUCUUUUAAUCCUUGUUGAUUCUGGGAGUUCCCACUCUUUUAUUAGUACAACUGUUGCUUCUGCUUUGCAUGGAAUUAGUUCAGUGCUUCACCCAUUGAAGGUGCAGGUGGCCAAUGGCAGUGUACUUGAGUGUCAACAAGAACUGGUCAACACUGAGUGGGCUAUUCAGGGUUUUGUCUUUCAUUCCACCCUUAAGGUUUUACCAUUGAUAACAUAUGAUCUUAUUCUUGGUAUGGAUUGGUUGGAGGAAUUCUCACCUAUGAAAAUACAUUGGAGUCAAAAAUGGUUAUCUAUAUGUUAUCAUGGAAAUCCUAUUAUUCUGCAAGGCUUGGUUACUGAAUUCCCCACUUGCACUCUCAUUGAGCUGGCUCAAAUUACUGCAGAAACUGAUAAAAUCCUGGACACACCUAUUCCUGCAGUUAUUCAGUCAGUUCUGUCUAAAUUUGAGUCAGUAUUUGUAGAACCCUCUGGUUUAACUCCUCCGCGUGCUUGUGAUCACCACAUUCCCUUGAUACCUGGUGCUAGACCUAUCCAAAUUAGGCCAUAUAGAUAUGCACCUGUCCUCAAGGAUGAAAUUGAAAAACAGAUAACUGAAAUGCUGCAAUCAGGAGUUAUUCAGCCAAGCUCUAGUGCCUUUUCAUCUCCUGUUCUAUUGGUGAAAAAGAAGGAUGGAACAUGGCGUUUUGUGUUGAUUACCGACAUCUUAAUGCUAUGA